Rhinolophus ferrumequinum (greater horseshoe bat) is the source of this 4232-nucleotide messenger RNA. RefSeq names its product protein tyrosine phosphatase 4A2 (gene PTP4A2). Gene Ontology annotation, molecular function: protein tyrosine phosphatase activity. Gene Ontology annotation, cellular component: nucleus. Gene Ontology annotation, biological process: positive regulation of cell migration; protein dephosphorylation. The coding region runs from base 1115 to 1618 and encodes 167 amino acids. Lineage: Eukaryota; Metazoa; Chordata; Mammalia; Chiroptera; Rhinolophidae. The transcript has 7 exons. The record is from RefSeq and is a predicted model, not a curated record.
UCCGGCUGCGCGCGCAGCGGUGGUGGCGGCGGCGUAAUCGGCUGGGUUGUAACCGUCGUCCGUCCGGUAGCGGCUGGAGCGGCAGCGGCGGCUGGGCACGGCGCGAGGCGACGCCACAGGGCAGCGGCGGCAGUGGGGGCAGCGGCGGUAGCAGGAGACGCAGCGGCGGCCGCAGCAGCAGCAGCAAGACGGACUCGUGGACACGCGCCGCCGCCGCCGGGCCGGGCCGGGUGUCGCGCGCCGAGGCUGGGGGGGAGUCGUCGCCGCCGCCGCCACCGCUACCGCCGCCGCCGCCGCCGCCGAGGUGAUUGAGGAGAGAGGCGCCUCCUCGCUCCCGCCGCCGCCGGACGUCAAUGCCCAGUCCUCAGCUCGCCAGCGUAGUAACAACUACUCAGAGUUGUGAGGAAAAGAAGAUAAUUUUUUGAAAGAAGUACUUUAUGGACUAGUAUCCUAAUUGGGGGCCAAUGUAUAUACUUUGGAUGGAAAGAAUUAAAUCCUCAAAGUGGAAUUUUGGUUUUUCGUUGGAAUAUACGUUGCACAUUUAUGGCGAUUCUGAGUGUGAGGGCAGACUUCUGCCAGGCUCAGCACAGCGUUUUUGCUGACAAGUGAGCUUGGGGGUUCUAUGUGCCAUAAUUAACAUUGCCUUGAAGACUCUGCACACCGAGACUGGCCUCAGAAAUAGUUGGCUUUUUUUUUUUUUUCUUGCAAGCAUAUUUCUUUUAAUGACUCCAGUAAAAUUAAGCAUCAAGUAAACAAAAGUGGAAAGUGACCCACACUUUUAACUUGUUUCACUAGUGCCUAAAUGUAGUAAAGGCUGCUUAGUUUUGUAUGUAGUUGGAUUUUUUGGAGUCUGAAGGUAUCCAUCUGCAGACAUUGAGGCCCAAGUUGAAUUUGGAUUCAAGUGGAUUCUAAAUACUUCUGCUUGUCUUGAAGAGAGAAGCUUCUUAAAGAAUAAACAAGUUGAAUAGAGAAAACACUGAUUGAUAAUAGGCAUUUUAGUGGUCUUUUUAAUGUUUUCUGCUGUGAAACAUUUCAAGAUUUAUUGAUUAUUUUUAAGAAAAAAUUCUUUCCCAUCACACUCACACACGCACGCUCACACUUUUUCUUUGCCAUAAUGAACCGUCCAGCCCCUGUGGAGAUCUCUUAUGAGAACAUGCGUUUUCUGAUAACUCACAACCCUACCAAUGCUACCCUCAACAAGUUCACAGAGGAACUUAAGAAGUAUGGAGUGACAACUUUGGUUCGAGUUUGUGAUGCUACAUAUGAUAAAGCUCCAGUUGAAAAAGAAGGAAUCCACGUUCUAGAUUGGCCAUUUGAUGAUGGAGCGCCACCCCCUAAUCAGAUAGUGGAUGAUUGGUUAAACCUGUUAAAAACCAAAUUUCGUGAAGAGCCAGGUUGCUGUGUUGCAGUGCAUUGUGUUGCAGGAUUGGGAAGGGCACCUGUGCUGGUUGCACUUGCUUUAAUUGAAUGUGGAAUGAAGUACGAAGAUGCAGUUCAGUUUAUAAGACAAAAAAGAAGGGGAGCAUUCAAUUCCAAACAGCUGCUUUACCUGGAGAAAUACCGACCUAAGAUGCGAUUACGCUUCAGAGAUACCAAUGGGCAUUGCUGUGUUCAGUAGGAAGAAAUAUAAGCGAAGCCUGAUUUGAUUGUGGCAUUUAGAGGGGACUCUUGGUACCUGGAAAUGUGAAUCUGGAAUCUUGACUGUGUCAUCAAAGUAGUGAUGGAUUUAGUACUCCUCAACCACUCUCCUAAUGAUUGGAAAAAAGCAAACAAAAAAGAAAUCCCUCUAUAACAUGAAUAAAAUGUUUAAGAAAAGAAAAAGAGAAAGAAAAAAGGGAUUAAUUCAGUGAAGGAUGAUUUUGCUCCUAGUGUUGGAAUUUGAAUUUCUGCCAGGAUUGAAUUAUUUCAAAAUCUCCUGUCUUUUUUAACUUUUUCAAAAUAGGUCUCUAAGGAAAACCAGCAGAACAUCAGCCUGUGCAGAACCAUCUGUUUGGGGAGCACACUCUUCCAUUAUGCUUGGCACAUAGAUCUUCCUGUUGUAGGAUUUCUUUCUUUCCUUUUUUGGGGGUGGGGGGCAGGGGGCAUAUGUUUCCUCUCUUCUCUCCUUUCCCCUAAUCCUCCCCCCACCUCCCAUUACAAGUUGUAGAUGGAAUAGGAGAAGCCCUUGUUGCUGUAGAUGUGUGUGCAGUCUGGCAGCCUUAAGCCCGCCUGGGGCUUUUUUAAGGGGAAAAAAAACGAAAAAAAAAACAAAAACCAAAAAAAAAACCACAAAACAACAAAAAAAGCAGAGGCAUAUAUAUUAUACGAUCCAGGUGGUUUUAGUCUUUGCUGAUGAUCGGGUGUUCAUGUUAGUUUCUUUUCUUGAAAACUCUAUUCCACAUUAGGCACAGUAGCCAAGAGCCUUUUGUUUGGGUUUUUGUUUUGGUAAAUUAGUGGGGAAGUGGCAUUUUAAGAGGAGUCUCUUUUUUCUCAAAAACUUAGCUGAGAGUCGAAUUCUUCUCUUUUCCAACCAAUGAAGCUAAGUGAGUAUCCCAGAAACUUGUUUUCUGAAGGGGAGUACUCCAGGUCAUCACUAAAGAUGUGUCCAGGGCAGAGAGUUUGCACACUUUCUACACCUUGUAGAAUUGUGGGCUGUAGUAUUACUCUGACUUUCUGUCUAAUGUCAGAGAAUGCUGGUAGUUUAAAAUUUUUAGUUUAGGACAUAUUUGUACUCUGAAUAUUCAGGAACAGUCAGAGGAGUAGCAGCAAAGACACAAUAUUUUGGACUUGAGAAAUGCCUGUGAUGGGUAUUUUCCAAACUGCCCCUUCUAUGUACAGUUCAGUUUAACCACUGAUUGCCUUGUUAUUUUCUUACUAGGUUCUUUAUGAGAUUAAAAAAAAAAAAAUCGCUGGUUCAAAACCAACAAUGCCUAGUGAGUAUGUGUCCACAGGCCCUAACAGGGUAGGAGAGAGACAGAGCAGCCCGACGACCAGUAGCAGGAGGGGCUGUUGUUAGUGGAAUUGGUGUAGUGUCAUUUUUGCUGAUUCUUUGCUGGGUUCAAUGUGCUGAUCUAAAAAAGCUGUCUUUCUGCUCUUUUGUGAAAGGCAGUUGUGACCGGGCUGCAUCGACAAAGCAAGUUGAAGGAUACCAUCAGGGGCUCUUGCACUCUUUAUCUAAAUACCGUGUUUCCCCGAAAAUAAGACCUGGCUGGACAAUCAGCUCUAAUGCGUCUUAUGGAGCAAAAAUUCAUAUAAGACUGAGUCUUAUAUAAUAUAUAAGACCACUGGAUCGUAUGUGAAUUUUUGCUCCAUAAGACGCAUUAGAGCUGAUUGUCUGGCUAAGUCUGAUUUUCAGGGAAACACGGUAGUAUACUUCAUAGUGCUCUGCUUCUAAGGAUUUGAAUAAAAAUUUAGGGUGAUCUUGUCCUGCUGGAAUUUGCUGUGCAGAGCCCUAAACUUCCCAUUUUGUUAGGAUCAGCUAGGCCAGUAGGAAUGGACCAGGACCUUGUCUCAGUGAUGAUACCUCAGACGUUGGCUGGCUCUGUGAACUGCCUAUCUCUUGUGCCGGAGCUGUUUUGCUUUUUAACAAAAUGAAAAUCUGUAGAUUCUCUCUUCCCCAUCCCAGAAAACAAAGCAAAAUAAUGCUUUUUUGAAAUUGUUUCUAGGAUUUUAAAGUGAAAAAUGAUGGUACUACCCAAAAUUAUUUCAGAACAUGACAAUAGAUUUCUUUAACAUAGGCUAAAGAUCAAAACAGCAUAUCUUCUAAGCUCAGAUAGACUGUCUGUUGCUUCCAAGGGUUUUGAUCAAUACCAUAACAAACCUUUUUCCUUUGACAUGCUCUGAUUUUUGUUGUUUGGGGGGAGGGAGAGACAGAGAGACAAUGUGUGUGUGUGUGUGUGUGUGUGUGUGUGUGUGUGCGCGCGUGCGUGCGUGCGUGCAGUGUCCACCGUAUCAGUGCCUGCCUGAGUUAGGAAAAUUACAUUCCUGGUUCUGUAUGAGAAGGGUAAUAAAGCAACAUGAAACAUUAGCUCUCAUUUUGUUUUAAAUUACAGACUAAUGUUAAUUGUUCUCAGAACUGGAUUUUCUUUCUGAAAAUUAAAAGGUUUUUUUUUUCUUUUGGAUUUAAUGAAGUAUUGCUAGCUGAAGCAGUUUGACAUGGUGAGAGAGAUGUCAGACUGAUGAAAGGUGUGCAGCCUGAUUUAAAACCAAACCCUGAACCCUUUUAAAGAACAAUAAACAUAUUUUACAUGCUC